AAUCACUUGUUGGGUCAACUUCUGGGAUUAUAUCGCCCAUCGACAUAGCAAUCUUGCUGCUCAAGGGCAUCCACUCUCUUUACUCUCGCCUUUUCCGCACGUCCACAUGUUGGUCCAUAACCGCUCCUUCGCCUCUUCACUUCCAAAUACUUCUUUACACUAGAUACCGGCGCUAUGCACUCGCUUUUUGUUCGAUCUACUUUGUGCUAUAUUUACUCAUUUGUAUUCAACCUUUCUCGCGUAUCACCGCGCGACACGGACAUACACAUCUUCGAUUCUCUGGUUUUUUUUGCGAUCGUUAUUUACCAUAGGUUCCCUGGCAUGCAAGUAAAUUAUUAG
Laccaria bicolor S238N-H82 is the source of this 339-nucleotide messenger RNA. RefSeq names its product ectomycorrhiza-regulated small secreted protein (gene MISSP6.5). The coding region runs from base 175 to 339 and encodes 54 amino acids. NCBI's taxonomy places the organism in Eukaryota, Fungi, Basidiomycota, Agaricomycetes, Agaricales, Hydnangiaceae. The record is from RefSeq and is a predicted model, not a curated record. The transcript is spliced from 2 exons.